AUGAAUGACAAAGAUAUUGAAAAAUAUUUAACAUUACUUGAAGAUGGGUGGCUGUCGAAUGAUGAUUUGGAGGUGUCCGACCAAGAGGAGGAAAAUGAUCUUGAAAACCACAAUAGAGAACAAGUACUACAUAUUAUGUUACAAAGUAAUGAGGAGUACACAGAAAGUCCACAAAAUCCUGAAAGUGACCCUCCCAUAACAGAAAGUGAAGAAAUAAACAUCCAGGUGCAAAGCAUGAGGGUUCCUACUGGACAUAUGUUUCCAGGAUUGCUAGACAAACGAAAAUUGAUCUGGAAAAAACCAAAUAUGAAGUUUGAUAAAUCCAAAAUUACUUUUCAAGGUGAUUUUAGAAAAUCUAUUGCAAUGGCUGCACGCAGAGCCCUUGAUUAUAGCCAAAUUGAAAAAAUAUUGGAGAACAGUGAUGAUGAGAUUCCUUCAGAGAGAGGGAGUGACAGUGAAGUGGAGGAUGACUUGAAUAAAGACGACGUGCAGAGUGACACCGAAAACAAAUUGAUUGACGAAGUUGCUGCUGAAAUAAUAGAAUAA
Molecule: messenger RNA, 546 nt
Organism: Danaus chrysippus (African queen)
Lineage: Eukaryota; Metazoa; Arthropoda; Insecta; Lepidoptera; Nymphalidae
Source: the annotation of a GenBank genome assembly